GGAAUAUUCGCGGUUUAACUUGUAGGACAUCUCUUUUGAAAGUUCCGCUAAUAAAAAUGGACCCUUAUGGAGCAGUAUCGGCAGAUCUAUUCGACAUACCAGCUGCGGAACAAGAAAUAACUGUUGGGUCUAAUGAUCAACCAAUUGUAUCAGGCAAUGCAAAUUUACCAGGAGUUGGACAUUCUGCUGUAUCUAGUGCAGGAACCAUCACUAUGGGAGCAGAUGGAACCUUACACUUUCAAAAGGCACCAUCUGGUCAACAAGGCCCACGCGUCAUAAUGUUGCAAAGGAGUGCCCCAGGGUCUGGACCGACUGUGCCAAACUCGCCGGUUCAACGUCCAGGAUUAAAGACUGUGAAGAUAAUUACUGUUCCGGGUCAAGGUGCUGGAGGUAAACCUCUAAAGGCAGCAGUGAUACCAAUGCAUAUGCUCCAAAGAACUGUCAAAAUACUUCCUGCUGGGGGUCAGCAGGUGAUAAAUUCUAGCGGCGCUACUGUAACAUCAAAUUUCCCACGUGUUCUUACCAUCCGUCCUCAGUUAUCAUCUGGUCCCACAGUCUUGACCGGUGCUACCACUAUUACACCUGUGAGACCUGGCACGCUGAUUUUUUCUGGUGCUCCGUCGACACAGUUCACUGGAUCUUCUGUCAACUAUCAAAGUUCUGAGGAUGUUGAAAAUCAAAUGAUUAUAGGGUCGGGAGGUGAAAUUAUUAAUGGAGCUCCUCACGGUGUCCUUACAACUUCUGGUUAUUACGAUAUAAAUAUGCAUAAUGCCGCUGGCUUCGAACACUCAGCCAGUUCGGCUGGUCGUGAGGAGGGUGAAGAACAAGAACAGGUUACAACCGGUCUGAAAACCAAUGGUCUUCGACGUUAUGCCCGUUGUGUUUGUAACAAGGUUAAAGAGAAAGGUAUAACUUCCUAUAGUGAGGUUGCUGAUGAGCUUGUACACGAGUAUGCUGCUGAACAUCCCAUGAUUCCAUCUGAACAACUUCAUUAUAUUCAGAAGAAUAUUCGUCGGCGCGUUUAUGAUGCAUUAAAUGUUCUAAUGGCCUUAAAUGUACUUCAAAAAGAGAAAAAGGAGAUCCGUUGGGUUGGACUGCCCGUAAAUAUGAUAGAAGAGUGUCGGCGUUUGGAAGAAGAGCGUGAAAAGCGACAGAUUUCUCUGCGGAAUAAAACUGUUGAAAUACAAGAUCUCAUCAUGCAAUUGAUUGCUUUUAAAAACCUUGUAAUGCGCAAUAAAAUCAAUGACCGUUGUAGACGUAAUGGUAUGGUUUCAGAAUCUAACACUUGUGGUGGAUCACGUAACAUCGAUACUGAUUCAGAUAAAAUGACAUCUAAUGGUACUUCGAAAAUUCGUAAUGAAAAGAUUCCUUUACCAUUUUUGGUGAUAUCCACUCACAGGAAAACUGUUAUUGACUGCAAUAUAUCUACUGAUAAGUUGGAAUAUUUAUUUAAUUUCGAUCAAGCCUACGAGAUACGUGAUGAAGUUGAUACCUUAAAACGCAUGGGUUUAAUGCUACGCCUAGGUACUAUUCAUUGUACACAAGAGGAGUAUAAUCAAUGCUUAGAGUUAGUACCACCAUCUCUAAGAUUUUAUGUAGAGGCCAUUUACGAACGACGUCAGGCCAUUGUACCUGACUUUGAGGCGCUUCAUCAACAAAGAAGGUUAUUCGUUGAAGCCAGAUUAGCUGCUGCGGCUGCAGCCGGUCAUACUGAUGAAGGUGGUGACUCUAUGGGAUCCGGUGGUCAUGGAGGGCCAGUUAACGUGCAUCAACAGUUAGAUCACUCUUUACGUAGCAGUCAGCGACCACCACUGGAUACCAACUCUCAUUAUACUAGCUUGUUCGAUACAGCGAAUACAAGUGUAAAUGAAGGUGGUUUACGGCAACUCUAUUUAAAUCGAAGUCCAGACGAUGAAGACGGUGGUCAUAUUUCUGGAUCUGUUUCUAAUAGUGGAUUUGUGCCUGGUGAUACUCAGCAUUAUGCUCGUGCAGCCGCAUCUCGUGGUUAUGUUGUACCAGGUGGUCCAGGCGGACUUUUACGCCAUCGACAGCAUACUCCAUCUUCCGGAGUUUCUAGCAUUUUAAACCGUCAGUUUAGAAGUGAUGGAGCUUCUCGCAUGGUAUUAAUUAAGUUUAAUCCUAACCAAAGUUUCAUGUAUGAAGUAAUUGUCUCUAUUAAAAAAACGAGCUUUUCUACAAAACAGUCGACGAAUUCUGACGUUGGACUAUAUCGACCACCUUGUAAGUAUGGGAGAACCUGUUAUCGAAAAAAUCCUCAACACUUUGGAGAAUUUUAUCAUCCAGAUCAUGAAGUAUUGGUUGGGCACCAUACUACAAACUCAAACAGCACCAAAGAUUCAGAAGACGUAUCAACCAAUGAAAAUUUCUAUGGCAUUUAUCUCUUUCGCGUAUCUGGUGUAAAGUACGGUAGAAUUCCUACUAUAACCUUAAAGGAAAUUCUUAAUUCCUCUGAUGAUGAACUUGUAUCUUCAAUUCAAUUUAAUUAUAUGUUUGAUAUACCAUGGCUAAGGGAACAAUAUCCUGAGCGCUUCAGAUCACUACCACUCACUAUUGUACACGGUUUCCAAGGUAAAAUGAAAAAAUCAUUAGAUGAAUCUGCUGGAAAUUACAGUAAUAUACGAAUUUGUCAAGCCCAUAUACGUUUGCCAUACGGUACACAUCAUACAAAAAUGAUGAUGCUCAAAUAUAAAGAUGGUUUAAAAAUUAUCAUUCAUACAGCGAAUAUGAUAUCAGAUGAUUGGGAUCGAAGAACUCAAGGAAUUUGGAUUAGCCCGAAAUUAAAGUUAUUAAGCACGGAACAACUGAAGCACUUGAAUGAUACAGAUUCAAGAACUAAUUUUCGUGCAGAUCUACUUGAGUACUUAAAAUCAUAUGGGAGAGAUUUAACCCAGUCAACCAGUUCACCCUUAUUUGAAUGGAUUAAUUGUUUGCACAGUUAUGAUUUUCGACCAAUUAAGGUUGUAUUAAUUGCAUCAGUCUCCGGAAGACAUGUCGGCGAGUCACUAAACAAAUUUGGUCAUACACGUUUAGGAGAGGUAUUACACACAUGUAAUAGUCAAAUACCUUCGUCUUGGCCAGUGAUUGGCCAGUUUUCAAGCAUUGGUUCUUUAGGUCUUAAACCUACGGAUUGGUUUACCACUGAGUGGUCAUCAAGUUUAGCCGGUAGAGGUGCCAGAGGCCUACGAAUGAUUUAUCCGUGUGUUGAAGAUGUUCGUAAUAGUUUGGAAGGUUAUUUUGCCGGUGGAUGUUUACCAUAUACAAAGAGAACAGCUGAAAAACAACCAUGGCUUUGUCAGUUCUUUUAUCGCUGGCAUGCUUUUGAACAUAGUCGAUGUUCUCCUCACAUUAAGUCAUACACUAGGAUAUCACCAGAUGGUCAACAGAUAGGAUGGUUUCUUCUGACUAGUGCAAAUCUUUCAAAAGCUGCUUGGGGUGCAUAUGAAAAAUCAAAAACUCAAUUGGUGAUUCGUUCAUAUGAACUGGGUGUGCUGUUUUUGCCAACAAAUUAUAAGGAAUCAGCCCAUUCAUUUGAAGUUUUAAAAAACAAUGCAAAAUAUUCUCAAUCAUCAACUGAUGGAUUAUUACCCUUUCCUAUUCCAUAUGAAUUACCUCCAUUGAAAUAUCAAUCAAACGAUGAACCAUGGAUUUGGGAUAAACCUCAUAGUCUACCUGAUAUAUUUGGUCAUAUUUGGGAGCCCUCUUGA
Schistosoma haematobium is the source of this 3725-nucleotide messenger RNA. Its product is annotated as tyrosyl-DNA phosphodiesterase 1. Gene Ontology annotation, molecular function: RNA polymerase II transcription regulatory region sequence-specific DNA binding; 3'-tyrosyl-DNA phosphodiesterase activity; DNA-binding transcription factor activity, RNA polymerase II-specific. Gene Ontology annotation, cellular component: transcription regulator complex; nucleus. The transcript is spliced from 25 exons. The record is from RefSeq and is a predicted model, not a curated record. Gene Ontology annotation, biological process: regulation of cell cycle; double-strand break repair; regulation of transcription by RNA polymerase II. The coding region runs from base 213 to 3725 and encodes 1170 amino acids. Lineage: Eukaryota; Metazoa; Platyhelminthes; Trematoda; Strigeidida; Schistosomatidae.